CUGGCUUUGUCUGGCUUCACUGUGGGUGGGGUACACCAAUUUGGGUUGGCCAAGAGAAGAGGGCAGGUGGCGGGCACAGGCUGUCGUCUCUGCCCUCUGGAGCCUGGGGUCCAUCCUUCACCCAGAGAACGACUCAGUAACAGGGUGAGCCCGGGUCCGGGUGGGAGAGGGCAGUGGCUGGCUGUCUGGGAAGGCUCAGGGCUCGGUGAGGAGGAGGGGAGCCUGGAGACCCCCGCCCCAGAGUAGGGGCGGGGCAGCGGGGGGCGUGUGGUCCUGACUCAGCAGGGCCAGCAGGCAGGCUGAGCCCGAGAGAGAGUCGGCUUCGGGGCCUGAGCCGAGCCGAGCUGGGCGCGGUGACCCCCGUGAGCACCGGGGAGACCCCCCAGACGGGGGCGGGGUGAGUCCCUCCGGCCGGCGGCCCCUCGCGGGCUUAGCACGCCCGACAGCACUAACCAGCCGGCCCAGCAAAUCUUUUGUCGGGGCGGCGCUGAGCCAGCAGGGCGCCGCCCGCUAUAUCUGGGGCCCCCGCGGCCCGCGGGCCGGCACUCCAGGCGGCCCAGGUGCACCAUGGCGCAGCGCUCGGGGAAGCUCCCUGUCUUUUGGACCCCAGGGGUUACAUUCAAGAUCACACUCUACGAGGGCAAGCACUUCACGGGCAGGAAGCUGGAGGUCUUCGGGGACUGUGACAACUUCCAGGAUCGAGGCUUCAUGAACCGGGUGAACUCGGUCCGCGUGGAGAGUGGGGCCUGGGUCUGCUUCGACCACCCCGACUUCCGGGGCCAGCAGUUCAUCCUGGAGCACGGCGACUACCCCGACUUCUACCGCUGGAACGGCCACAACGACCACAUGGGCUCCUGUCGGCCCGUGAGGAUGCACGGGGAACACUUCCGCUUAGAAAUCUUCGAGGGCUGCAACUUCACGGGCCAGUGCCUGGAGUUCAAGGAAGACUGUCCCUUCCUUCAGAGUCGGGGCUGGAGCAAGAACUGUGUCAACGCCAUCAAGGCGUACGGGGACGGAGCGUGGGUUCUCUACGAGGAGCCCAACUACCGAGGCCGCAUGUAUCUGGUGGAGAGGGGCGACUUCCGCAGCUUCUCCGACUGGGAGGCCCCCAGCGCGCGCGUCCAAUCCCUCCGCCGGGUGGCCAACUUCUAACCGCCUGCCCACUGAGGUCUGGCCGCGACCAGGAGCCGCACCCCUGGAGGAGAGUCCCCUCUGCCCACCCGGGACCAUGGGGAAUAAACGUCCUAAAAGCCAA
Molecule: messenger RNA, 1255 nt
Organism: Bubalus bubalis (water buffalo)
Lineage: Eukaryota; Metazoa; Chordata; Mammalia; Artiodactyla; Bovidae
Gene: CRYGN
Product: crystallin gamma N
Exons: 5
Coding region: 568-1152 (194 amino acids)
Biological process (GO): lens development in camera-type eye; visual perception
Molecular function (GO): structural constituent of eye lens
Source: RefSeq, a predicted model, not a curated record